Daucus carota subsp. sativus is the source of this 1899-nucleotide messenger RNA. Its product is annotated as 6,7,8-trihydroxycoumarin synthase. The record is from RefSeq and is a predicted model, not a curated record. The transcript is spliced from 2 exons. Gene Ontology annotation, molecular function: heme binding; monooxygenase activity; iron ion binding. Bases 108 to 1631 code for a protein of 507 amino acids. Lineage: Eukaryota; Viridiplantae; Streptophyta; Magnoliopsida; Apiales; Apiaceae.
AGUAAUUGGUAUUACAAAAUCUUUGUUGUAUUUUAUUUCAUUACCAAAGCCUUGGUACUUGGCCGGAAGUCUGGAAAAAUUAGACAGAAACAAAUUAUUCAGUAAGAAUGGAAGUAGUUUUCCUCCUUGCAAUUCCCAUUCCUCUGUUUCUGCUUAUCAUAUAUAAAACUUACUAUGCAUCCAAGUCACCUCUCCGUCCACCAGGUCCUCGUGGCCUUCCGUUGAUCGGAAACAUGCACCAGUUUGACCCCUCAAACACUCACCUCUAUUUGUACAAACUUUCUCAAAUUCACGGCCCUCUCAUUUCCUUACAGCUUGGCUCAGUUCGAGCACUAGUCGUCUCCUCUGUGACCGCUGCCACUGAAGUUUUCAGAUACAAUGAUCUAUGUUUUUCAAGUAGGCCAGCUUUAGUUGGCGCACAGAAGAUUUCUUAUAAAGGCCUGGAUCUUGUCUUUUCGCCUUAUAAUGACCACUGGAGGAAAACCAAAAAAAUAGCAACCCUGCAUCUGUUUAGUGCUAAAAGGACUCACUCGUUUCAAUCCGUACGUGAAGAAGAAGUUGCACGAAUGGUCAAAGCAGUUCGUGAUAAAAUUACUGCUUCUGAUGAUUCUAGUAUCGUAAAUCUGAGCAAAACGGUGAUAAGAUUGACAAGCUCGAUUAUCUUUAGAAUGACUUUCGGUAAAAGAUUCGAUGAUGGGGAAUAUGGCCAGGGGGAUGAUAAUAAAAUGAGUCGUAAAAUUCAGUGGCUACUUGCUGAAACUCAGGCCAAUUCUGUAAGUUUCUUUGUGACAAAUUUUUUUCCUCUAAUGGGUCGUUUGAUUGAUAGACUUAGUGGCGCAUACGCUCGGUUGGAGAAGAGCUUCAACGAAUUAGAUGCUUUUUAUCAACAAUUCAUCGAUGAAAAUCUGCAAGCAUCAACUGUCUCUGCCCCAGACAGUACAAUCCUCAACAUCUUACUUAAGAUGAAUAAGGAUUCAUCUGAGUUCACGUUUGACCACAUCAAGGCAAUAUUAAUGAAUUUUAUAGUUGCAGGGUCGGAUACAAGUGCAGCAGUUGUUGUUUGGGCCAUGACUUUGUUAGUGAAGAACCCGACAGCAAUGAAGAAAGUGCAAGACGAAGUUAGAGAGUUCACAGGAAAGAAAGGAUUUGUAGACGAAAAUGAUAUCCAAAACCUUGUUUAUCUUAAAGCGGUAGUGAAAGAGACAAUGAGAUUGAACCCACCUGCUCCACUUCUUGUGCCUCGUGAAACGACUGAAAAAUGCGUCAUAAGUGGCUAUGAGAUUGACGCUAAAACACUUGUAUACAUCAACGCGUAUGCUCUAGGAAGGGAUCCUGAAUUUUGGGUUAAUCCUGACAGUUUUUUACCUGAAAGAUUCUUGAAUAGUAGCACUGAUUUUAGAGGACAGGAUUACGAGUUCAUACCUUUUGGAGCUGGCCGGAGAAUGUGUCCAGGGUUGUUACUGGGAGUGAUUAUGACAGAGCUAGUGCUUACCAAUCUUCUUUACUCUUUUGACUGGGAGUUGCCUCCGGGUAUGGAAAUCACAGAUAUUGACAUGGCUAGCCAGCCUGGUACAACAAUGCACAAAAAGAAUCAUCUUAAUCUUGUACCAAAAUUUAUUAAUUAUCACUAGCCUAGUAGCCGUAUAUGUUUAUGUGUGUGUUUUGUGGUUCCAGCAUUAGUGUUUGUUGGAUCAUAUAAUGAUAUAAGUAUUCAAAUGUCAUAUACGCGGUUAUGAUAACUAUGUUAUUUGAAAUGUGUGAAUAAUAUUAUAAGAAUGAUAACUAUGUUGUAUAACAAAAUCUGAAUGUACCCUUAUUAUGUUCUUCGUUGAUGAACUUGCUCACGAGUAGAUUAAUGUUUUUGAAGGUUAUGAGGAGUUGACUGUUUUGUUUUGUGCA